Desarmillaria tabescens is the source of this 849-nucleotide messenger RNA. RefSeq lists its product as uncharacterized. NCBI's taxonomy places the organism in Eukaryota, Fungi, Basidiomycota, Agaricomycetes, Agaricales, Physalacriaceae. The record is from RefSeq and is a predicted model, not a curated record. The coding region runs from base 208 to 849 and encodes 213 amino acids. The transcript has 3 exons.
CCUCACCGCAGCCAAUUCAAUAUGAAUUUUUAGUCAAUGUUAUUGUCUUCCUCUCAAACAGUGACAUGCACUGCAAUGCCCUAAUUGCAUCUAAAUGCAUGUAAACAAGGUGAGGAUCAAAGGCCCAAACUGUGCUCCCCGUGGUCCUAUAUAUUCCUGGUUACAGUAUUUCCUGGGGUCGGAACAGUCGCUCUUCCUCUAGCAUUGAUGGAACUUCUGUGCAGUGUCAAUCUGCACCGGAGAAAUGGGAUAGGCCAGAAUGCCGCGCCGAUUGGGAAGCAUUUUGGUGAUAUCCUAACUGACGUUAAGGCUUCAUACGUGGUUGGGGAUAGUGUCACAGCCCAAUUCGUUGGUGCCAACCCGCGGGCUAAAUGUGGCUCUCGGGCUGCUCAAGGUCAACAUGAGCGUGAAGCUUAUAAUCACUAUCAAGGGUCAAUGAAGCAUGAUGGCCAUGGAACCUCCCCUAACAUCUACAUGGAUCACACAGCUGCUGUAUCUCCCGCUCUCAGAAACACCAUUGGAGACAAGAAGACCAUGUCUCUGACCCUCUGGUCCAACAUAUACAGAGCCAUUGAUCAGGCUAUUUCAUGGCUAUCUGGUGAGAAAGUACAUGUCGAUGGAGAAGGGAAGUUGAAUGAAUGGGUUGUUCCCACUUCCAUGUUAGCUACUGUUAUCAGGAUUGUGUCAACUUCAAUGUCCAUGCAGGAAAUGCCACUAUUUCUAUACCAUUUGCUCGCCGUGACGUUCUUGUGCAUCCAGAUCAGCCUCGUCAUCCUGGAUGAACAGAAUGAUGGGACUGACUUGGCAGGUCGAAGAGAGAGAACACUAGCUUUUUGCCGUAGACCAUAA